Fusarium falciforme is the source of this 630-nucleotide messenger RNA. RefSeq lists its product as hypothetical. Bases 1 to 630 code for a protein of 209 amino acids. The transcript has a single exon. Lineage: Eukaryota; Fungi; Ascomycota; Sordariomycetes; Hypocreales; Nectriaceae. The record is from RefSeq and is a predicted model, not a curated record.
AUGGUUUCCACUCGACUCCUCGCCAGCACCCUGGCCCUGCUCGCUGCGAGCGGUGUCAGCGCUGGGCCAUGCCGCCCUUCCACCACCUCCACGCUGUCUACGGUUAUCUCUGAGAUCACCUCUGCCAGUUCAGCCAGUGAGACGUCCACCAUCUCGACCGACACUUCGUUGACCUCUACCCGCACCGAGACGGUCUCAACUGAUUCCUCCGUCGCUGUGCCUACCACCACCACCACUGCCUCGGCCUCCGAGUCCUUGACUACCACCGCCUCCACUGAGACCUCCUCCGCGACACAGCCUCCGCAGGCGUGUUCCGUCGACUCCGACUGCACCACAGCCGGGGACAUCUGCAUUGAUCUUGUCUGCGCUCCAAGCUCCAAUGAGUGCACCACCGACGCCGACUGUGACGGAGCCACGCCCUUCUGCGACGCUGGUACUUGCGUCGCAUUCGACCCAAACUCUGAGUGCAGCACCAAUGCCGACUGUCAGGCUUUGAACGGGGGCGCGAAUCCUUUCUGCGACGCUGGUACCUGUGUCUCUACUGAUCCAAACGCGGAGUGCGUCACCAAUGCAGACUGCGAUGGAGCUACGCCCUUUUGUGAUGCCGGUAACUGCAUCUUUAUCCCCUAA